GAACUUUAAAACCCACCCAUGUCUGCAGUCUCCCGCCAGAACGCUGGUUUCACUACUGUGACACGGCCCAGGAUUUCAUUCUUAAAAAAGUGUGAUGGGCCGUGACCUUUGAGAGCCACGGCUUCACUCAGUUCUCUACAAGAGUUCCUUCAGUCUUUCUGCUCGGUCCUUCGGGUCCGCCUUUCUCUCCCGAGGCUGUAAAUAGCUCCAGGCCCCUCCCACUUAAGGCCACCCCUUCUCACCUGAUUUGGAGAAGUGGUGGGAAGGAUAGCUGUUAUAAUAUGAUGCAGUGCAUUGCUGCUGGGCAUCAGAUUGUUGCUUUAGCAAAUUUGAGACCAGCUGAAAACCAAGCGGGGGCAGAUGAACUGGAUAGCUACAUGUAUCAGACAGUGGGUCAUCAUGCUAUUGAUUUGUAUGCAGAAGCAAUGGGUCUUCCUCUCUACCGCCGCACCAUAAGAGGAAGGAGUGUGGAUACAGGACGAGUGUAUACUAAAUGCGAAGGUGAUGAGGUCGAAGAUCUCUAUGAGCUUUUGAAACUUGUUAAGGAAAAAGAAGAAGUAGAGGGGAUAUCAGUAGGUGCUAUACUUUCUGACUAUCAGCGUGUUCGAGUAGAAAAUGUGUGUAAAAGGCUUAAUCUCCAGCCUUUAGCUUACCUUUGGCAGAGAAACCAGGAAGAUUUGCUCCGAGAGAUGAUAUCGUCUAACAUUCAAGCAAUCAUCAUUAAAGUAGCAGCUUUGGGUUUAGAUCCAGAUAAACAUCUUGGAAAAACCCUGGAUCAAAUGGAACCUUAUCUCUUAGAGCUUUCUAAGAAGUAUGGAGUCCAUGUUUGUGGAGAAGGAGGAGAGUAUGAAACAUUCACUUUGGAUUGCCCUCUAUUUAAGAAGAAAAUAAUUGUGGAUUCAUCAGAAGUGGUCACACAUUCAGCUGAUGCAUUUGCACCUGUUGCUUAUCUACGCUUUUUGGAAUUGCACUUGGAGGACAAGGUGUCCACAGUACCUGACAACUACAGAACAUCUAAUUAUAUACAUAAUUCUUGAAGAACAUUUUGAACAUUGUUUACUAAGCUGCCAAUUCUAUAUGAAAAAAACUACAUAACAUUUCCUCAACUAUUAUAUCGAGCUCAUUCUCUGCAUUUUUUAUUAGAAAUAUGUAUCUUUAUCAGAAGAAGUUAAUAGGAACAUUGAUGAUUGGGGAAAUGUGAAAGUCUCAUUCAUUAUUAUUGGUGACUUCCUCAGGAUUCACUUUCUCUGACUUUAGUUACCAUGUCCUAUCCAUGACCUGUACAUAAUAUGUGGUCUUUUUUCCCCUUUUACUUCAUCUCCAACUCUCAUUUCUGUAACAUUUAUUUUCCUUCAUCCCAUUGUUUUAUUUUUCUCCUUUUCUCUUUCCUGCUCUCAUUUCUGCCAGUUGUCUAAUGAUGCAGAGCAUUUGAAAAUCAGAAUGAAAAGGCAGUUUACUUAGCCAGUCAAGUUUAUUCUACUGUAUAUUACUGGCAUGACUUGUCAUUUUUUGUUUCGAUAUAGUAUUCAUUUUAUCAACAGUAUUGGACAAUCAGGAAGAGUAUCAUUAGGUCUGAGUAUUUUAUAACAAUUAAUAAUGCAAUUUUUAUAUCCAAUGGGAAGAAGUCUUUUCAACAAACGGUGUUUGGGAAACUGGAUAGCAACAUGCAAACAAAUGCAACUGGACCACUUUCUUACACCAUUCACAAAAAUAAAUUCAUAGGGGAAGGGAGGGAAAAAAAUGAAACAAGAUGAAACCAGAGAGGGAGACAAACCAUAAGAGACUUCAUCUCAGGAAACAAACUGAGGGUUGCUGGAGGGAAGAGGAGUGGGAGGGAUGGGGUAGCUGGCUGAUGGACAUUGGGGAGGGUGUGUGCUAUGGUGAGGAAAAAAAAAAUAAAAAGAAAAUUAAUUAAAAAAAGAUUGAAGACCUAAAUGUGGGACCUGAAACCACAGAAAUUCUAGAUGAAAACAAGGGCAAUAACCUCUUUGACAUCAGACAUGGCAACUUCUUUCUAGGUAAAAGCUCCUAAGGCAAGGGAAAUAAAAGCAAAAAUAAACUACUGGUACUUCAUCAAAAUAAAAAGCUUCUACACAGCAAACGGAACAAUCAACAAAACUAAAAGACAACCUAAGAAUAGGAGAAGAUAUUUGCAAAUGACAUAUCUGAUAAAGGGUUAGUGUCUGAAAUACAUAAAGAACUUAGAAAAUUCAAUACCCAGAAAACAAAUAAUCCAGUUAAAAAAUGGGCAGAAGACAUGGACAGAUGUUUCUCCAAAGAAGAUGUAGAGAUGGCCAACAGACAUAUGAAAAAAUGCUAAACAUCACUCAUAAGCAGGGAAAUGCAAAUCAAAACUACAAUGAGAUAUCAUCUCAUACCUGUCAGAAUGACUGAAAUAGCAGGUGUUGGUGAGGAUGUGGAGAAAGGGGAACUUUCAAUGUUGCAAUGUUGGUGGGAAUGCAAGCUAGUGCAGCCACUCUAGAAAACAGUGUGGAGGUUCCCCAAAAAGUUAAAAAUAGAACUGCCCUAUAAUCUAGCAAGCGCCAUUGGAUAUUUACCCAAAGAAUACAAAAAUACUAAUUCAACGGGAUACAUGCACCCCUGUGUUUAUAGGAGCAUUACUUACAAUAGCCAACUUAUAAAAAAAAAAAAAACCCACAAUAUUUUGGUAUUAUCUGUGCUGACUUUAGACAACUUUAUUUUGAAUAGACUUAAUUUUUUACAACAAUUUUGGAUCCACGGAAAAAUUGAGCAGAAGGAACAGAGAGUUCCCAUAUGCCCCCAGCCCUCACACAUGCAUAGCCUUCCCUGCUGUCAACAUCUGGCGUCAGAGUAGUACAUUUAUUACAAUCAAUGAACCCACAAACAAUGAAUGACACAUCUUUAUCACUCAAAGUACAUAGUUUACAUUAUGGUUUACUCUUAGUAUUGCAUACUCUAUGGGUUUGAACAAAUGUAUAGUGACAUAUAUCCACCAUUAUGGCAUCAUACAAAAUAGUUUCACUGCCCUGGAAAUUGUCAGUGCUCUGCCUGUUCAUCCUUUCUUUUCCCUCUUACCCCUGGUAACCAAUGACCUUGUUACUGUCUCUAUAGUUUUACCUUUUCCAGAGUGUCAUAUAAUUGCAGUCGGGUAAUGUGUAGCCAUGCUUUUUUCACACUGGCUUUUUUCACCUAGAAGAUAUGCAUUCAACUUUCUCCAUGUCUUUUCACGAGUUUUAAGUGUUGAGAAUUGCAUUGUCUGGAUAUACCACAGUUUACUUCUCAUUCACCUACCGAAGAACAUCUUGGUUACUUCUAAGUUUUGGCAAUUAUAAGUAGAGCUGCAAUAAAUAUCCAUGUGCAGGUGUUCGUCCUCAACUCCCUUGGGUAAACACCAAGGAGUGUGAUUGCCAGAUUGUACUGUUAAGAAUAUGUUUAGUUUUGGGCGCCUGGGUGGCUCAGUGGGUUAAGCCGCUGCCUUCAGCUCAGGUCAUGAUCUCAGGGUCCUGGGAUCGAGUCCCGCAUCAGGCUCUCUGCUCAGCGGGGAUCCUGCUUCCUCCUCUCUCUCUCUGCCUGCCUCUCUGCCUACUUGUAAUCUCUCUCUGUCAAAUAAAUAAAUAAAAUCUUUAAAAAAAAAAAAAGAAUAUGUUUAGUUUUGUAAGAAACCACCAAACUGUACUCCAGUGUGGCUGUACAAUUUUAUAUUCCCACUGUCAAUAAAUGAGAAUUCCUGUUGCUCUGCAUCUUCA
This is a messenger RNA of Mustela lutreola (European mink), 3728 nucleotides long. It is a transcript of the gene DPH6, whose product is annotated as diphthamine biosynthesis 6. Gene Ontology annotation, biological process: protein histidyl modification to diphthamide. The record is from RefSeq and is a predicted model, not a curated record. Bases 282 to 1037 code for a protein of 251 amino acids. The transcript has 9 exons. NCBI's taxonomy places the organism in Eukaryota, Metazoa, Chordata, Mammalia, Carnivora, Mustelidae. Gene Ontology annotation, molecular function: diphthine-ammonia ligase activity.